Molecule: messenger RNA, 765 nt
Organism: Drosophila suzukii
Lineage: Eukaryota; Metazoa; Arthropoda; Insecta; Diptera; Drosophilidae
Source: RefSeq, a predicted model, not a curated record
AUCGAAAACAAAAACGUGAAGCCAAGUAAAAACUCCAAUCGCAGGCAAUAGCACGCACCGAAGGCGAAGUUUGCAUUUCGAAUUUCAAGUUCCCUGCUGCUGAGUGGAGUUUUACUGUGUGUGGUGCUGCCAUAAGUUUGAGUUUAGAGAAUGGUCAACUAUCUGGGCAAUGGACUUGUGACCUAUGGACUAUUUCUGAGCCUUCCUGUGAGAAUGUUGCUGUAUGCGGUCUUCCUUUACCUGGCCAAUGUGGCGGCCAUGUUGCAAUUGAUCCAGGAACUUUUGAUGCUAUCGCUGCAACUGCAACUGGUGGCGAUCAGAUACAUGUACCAUCCCCGGCUCUUUGUGGGUACACCAUUUCGAGAGAACCUACUGGACACACUGCAGUUCCUCAUGAACGGAUGGAGCCUGCUGCUGCACAUGCUCGCCCAAUCCUUGAGCUUCCCGUGCGCCGUUCUGGGACGACUCAGCCGGGUUUUCCGUUUCUGCGCCCGUAGUCGCACCUGGGCGACCAUGCUGCAGCCCAACUGAAGAACUCUGGAAACCCUGGAAACCCUGGAAACCCUGGACAGCCCCCAACGCUGAAAAAUUAUCCUGCGAGAGCAGGAUAAUUCCCAAGUGCAUGAAAUUUAAUGCUCAUUUUGUGGACUCAAAUCCGCAUACUUUAGCGAGGUACUUGAUGAACAGGAGGGUAUUUGGGUACUAGGCACAAGGCAACAUUGUCGGAAAAUUAAAAAAAAUUGAUUUUAAAACUAACUUUGCGCA